Messenger RNA from Pundamilia nyererei, 1210 nucleotides. RefSeq names its product forkhead box I3a (gene foxi3a). The record is from RefSeq and is a predicted model, not a curated record. Gene Ontology annotation, biological process: cell differentiation; anatomical structure morphogenesis; regulation of transcription by RNA polymerase II. Gene Ontology annotation, molecular function: RNA polymerase II cis-regulatory region sequence-specific DNA binding; DNA-binding transcription factor activity, RNA polymerase II-specific. The transcript is spliced from 2 exons. NCBI's taxonomy places the organism in Eukaryota, Metazoa, Chordata, Actinopteri, Cichliformes, Cichlidae. The coding region runs from base 38 to 1210 and encodes 390 amino acids.
AGCAGACAGGUGCAGGCAGACUGGAAGAAGCAGCAGCAUGGCGUCCUUUGUGCCGGAGCGUGGCCCGUCCCCCCCCGUCUGCAGACGUUCGCUGCCCCAGCAGGAGCUCCCAUCUCUGGGCCUCGACCCGUCCGACUUCAGCCUGUACGGCCCUCUGUCUCCACCUGCGUCCAGCCCAUCGGCGUGGCUCCAGCCGGCCCACAGCUGCAGCUUCGCCUCCAGCCUGGACCAGAACUUCGCCGCAGGAUGUGCACCGGGGCUGCCCCCACCCUUCAGGGAUUUCCACCCUCAUCUCUACGAGCUCCAGAGGAGCAUGCCCUGGUUCUCCCAGGACGAGAUGCUGAGCUUGGUCCGCCCGCCAUACUCUUACUCUGCCCUCAUCGCCAUGGCAAUAAAGAGCGCUCCAGAGCAGCGGCUGACCCUCAGCCAGAUCUACCAGUACGUCUCGGACAACUUCCCCUUCUACGGCCGCAGCAAGGCCGGCUGGCAGAACUCCAUCCGCCACAACCUGUCGCUCAACGACUGCUUCCAGAAAGUUCCCCGGGACGAGCGCGAUCCAGGUAAAGGGAACUACUGGACUCUGGACCCGAACUGUGAGAAAAUGUUUGACAACGGAAACUUCCGCCGCAAGAGGAAGAGGAAGAACGACUGUGAGACCAAUGAGAAGAAAUCUUCCUCCUCUUCAUCAUCACCGUCCUCCUCAGAGCCCAGCCCAAAAAUUCCCAUUGUGCACAGCAGCAGCAGUUACAGCACGGAGCCGCCUCCUCUCUCAGACGCUGCGUCCAACCUCAGCAGCUUCCUCUGCCACCUCCAGGACUCCCUCUUCCUCGUUCCUCCUCUUCCUCCCUCCUCUGCACCUUACAUGAAGUUACCAGAGCAGGCCUUCCCGUCGCCUCAGGGGUACACGUCUUCUUAUUCGCCCGGUGCCGUGGUGCCGCAGUGGGACACCAGCUGCUCCUCUCCAUCCUUCUACACCUCGCCGCCUCCUCUCUUCUCGUCCUCCCAGGCCAGUCCCUUUAACUUCUGCCCGCUCCCUGACCCUCAGACUGGCUCCCCGUCACUCUACACUGAGCUGCAGACGCCGUCCUGUCCUCACGUGGAGCUCCAGGAGACGCAGCAGCUGCAGCAGCUGCAGGCCCAGAGCCAGCCUCUGUUCUCCGGGGGCUUCAGUGACUCUCUGCCCCUCGACUCGCUGGUCCUCCAGCACUGA